GAGAGAGAGAGAGAGACGUUUAUUUGUUGAGCGUUUCCAUGGCAAUGCUUGUACACGGCGGAAGUGUCGAAUGUUGUUGAUGCGCCCUGCGAAGAUUAGUAUUCCUAUAUAUACUUUUCCAAUAUUUUUGAGUAUCCUUUGACAAUAAUCACAUAACCCAAUGGAUACUAAAGUAGAAGAUGAUCCGCUGGAUCUCAGAGCCUCUGAAUUCAAAAGUGCGUUAGAUGCACAGCCAGAUCCACAGCCGGAGGAGAGCACACAGCCCGAUUUCGAGAUCAAGAACAUCGACUGGGUUGCUUGUAAGGACUUUACACUCAGUGUAGGAAAAAAGCAAAUCGAGGAGUACAUGUGCACCUGGGAGAUGAACCCGAAAUGGCUGUUCAGCGUCCAGUUCCUGCAGGAGCGUGAACUGGAGUAUGAAAAGCAGUUCCUCUACAGGGCGCUGUGGAGCAUCCCGACCAGCCGCCGUCCGAUACCUGCUCACACAGCGUCGGUCUACUUCACCAUCAGCAUCUCCAAAAUCAAACCACAAACUAAUCCUGUGCAAGUCCGAUUUCAGCUUGAAUUCAGCAAGACCACGCAUGUUCCUGGAAAAACGAUAUUCCGUGAGAAAUGGCUGAACGACUCGAUUGAAAACAAGUCACUGCUUAUGGAAACCAUCACUUUUAAGAAAUAAAAAUACAAGCAUGGGGUUUAAAUGGACACAAACCAACAAAUUACCAUUGAACUGUUUAAACUCUGAUUAAUGCUAGUUCUAAACAUUGAACUAAAUUUAUUUAUCAAAAUUGAAUGCAUAUACAUUUGACCCUGUUAUAACUUUAAUGUUAAGUUAUGACUGUGAGAAGCAUCCAGUGUGUAAACGGUUCAGUUGAAUGAAAUGGCUUUUGUAUAUGAGAGCAUUCAGUAGCCAGAUGGUUGCCAUAAGGCUACAGUAACUUAACCACUCUGUACAAAUGUGGUGUAGAAAAAAGAAAGGUUUCUCAAUAUGCAUCAAAGCUUAUUAAAACUUGGGGCAGAUGAGCAUGUAGAACACAAGUGUAAUCACACUCUUGAUAUCACACAAAUGAGGAUGGGUUCCCCUUUUGAGUCUGGUUCCUCUCAAGGUUUCUUCCUCAUAACAUC
Messenger RNA from Silurus meridionalis, 1122 nucleotides. It is a transcript of the gene akap14, whose product is annotated as A-kinase anchoring protein 14. Gene Ontology annotation, molecular function: protein kinase A regulatory subunit binding. The record is from RefSeq and is a predicted model, not a curated record. NCBI's taxonomy places the organism in Eukaryota, Metazoa, Chordata, Actinopteri, Siluriformes, Siluridae. Gene Ontology annotation, cellular component: cAMP-dependent protein kinase complex. The coding region runs from base 161 to 676 and encodes 171 amino acids. The transcript has a single exon.